Molecule: messenger RNA, 1330 nt
Organism: Hyposmocoma kahamanoa
Lineage: Eukaryota; Metazoa; Arthropoda; Insecta; Lepidoptera; Cosmopterigidae
Gene: Gbeta13F
Product: guanine nucleotide-binding protein G(I)/G(S)/G(T) subunit beta-1
Exons: 8
Coding region: 276-1298 (340 amino acids)
Biological process (GO): G protein-coupled receptor signaling pathway
Cellular component (GO): cytoplasm; heterotrimeric G-protein complex
Molecular function (GO): signaling receptor complex adaptor activity; protein binding
Source: RefSeq, a predicted model, not a curated record
AAAUGGCCGUGAAAAGGACCGAGCUCCAGGGUGUAUGAAAAGUUAAUGGUGGAAGAAUCCGUGAUAAAAACUUGUGAAUAAUCUCGUAUUCAGUGUGGUGUUGUUGGAAUUAUACAAAAUGUGCCAAACAGUGAGAAUCCAGUCUUAAUGGUGGUUUAGGCAGCGCCCGAAACCGCUGGAGGGACGAUCGACGAGACAUUGCUGACAGAAGGGUCGGUGCGUGUAUCGGAGCACGCGGAGGCUAGAGGACGCAGACUGACAGCGCGACUAUCGCCAUGAACGAGCUCGAUAGCCUGCGCCAGGAGGCGGAAACACUUAAGAAUGCCAUACGUGAUGCGCGCAAAGCGGCCUGCGACACGUCGCUGGCGCAGGCGACGGCCAACCUGGAGCCGAUCGGCCGCAUCCAGAUGCGCACCCGCCGCACACUCCGCGGACACCUCGCCAAGAUCUAUGCUAUGCACUGGGGCAGUGACUCCAGGAACCUGGUGUCAGCGAGUCAAGACGGCAAGCUGAUCGUGUGGGACAGCCACACGACGAACAAGGUGCACGCCAUUCCGCUCCGUUCCUCGUGGGUAAUGACCUGCGCGUACGCACCCUCCGGCUCAUACGUUGCCUGUGGCGGGUUGGACAACAUCUGCUCCAUCUACAGCCUGAAAACUCGCGAGGGCAACGUUCGCGUGUCCCGUGAACUGCCCGGUCACUCCGGCUACCUCUCCUGCUGCCGUUUCCUGGACGACAACCAGAUCCUCACCUCCUCGGGAGAUAUGACUUGCGCGCUGUGGGACAUAGAGACCGGCCAGCAGUGCGGGCAGUUCACCGGCCACACGGGUGACGUAAUGUCGCUGUCGCUCGCGCCAGACCAGCGCACCUUCGUCUCGGGCGCCUGCGACGCCUCCGCCAAGCUGUGGGACAUCCGCGACUGCCAGUGCAAGCAGACCUUCCCCGGGCACGAGAGCGAUAUUAACGCUGUUACGUUCUUCCCGUCCGGGUUCGCAUUCGCGACAGGCUCCGACGACGCGACUUGCCGCAUGUUCGACAUCCGCGCCGACCAAGAGCUGGCCAUGUACAGCCACGACAACAUUAUCUGCGGCAUCACCUCCGUCGCCUUCUCCAAGUCUGGCCGGCUGCUGCUUGCCGGCUACGACGACUUCAACUGCAACGUGUGGGACUCGAUGAAAAGCGAACGCGCCGGCAUCUUGGCCGGACACGACAACCGCGUGUCCUGCCUCGGCGUGACCGAGAACGGCAUGGCCGUCGCCACCGGCUCCUGGGAUUCCUUCCUGCGCAUCUGGAAUUAAAAAAAACCACCGUCGCCACCACACCGCCAUCC